GCCCAUCACCCCUGGACGGCCCAGGGGCACCUCUCGGUCUCAUCGACUCGCGUUUUCCAUUUCGUUUUCGGAACCGGUGCCUGGCGUGGCGUUGCGUUCGGUGCGCAUUUCGUUUUUGUUUGCCGUUGUCCGGUGGCGGCGGGCGUUGACUGUUGAGCACCGAAUUCGGGGCCCCUCCCCGACCCCCGGCGGCCUGAGCCUCCUGCGGCCCGCUCGCGACUUAAUUCCGCACCGGCUCCCGUACGGAUCGUUGAUGGACCUCCCGUUUCCGUUUUGUUUCGCUUCGGUUUCGCAGCCCGCUUCCGGUUUCGUGAUCUACCCGCUUAGUGCAAGUGCAAGUGUUCUGUUUUCUCCUGCAAGUGCUCUUCACCCUCCUCGUCUGUGAUUUUCCCUUGUCCAGAAACUCGCCGAAGAUGAGGAAACGGAACUUGAGGGCCAAAUGAUAUUCGGUUGAGCUCGACCCGGCAGCCACACCAAAAAUCAAAGGAUUUUGACCCGAGGCAAAUCAGGGACCGAUCAUGGACCUGAAAAAGAACGCGCCACUGAUCAGCAUCAAGCUGAUCAUGUCCCUCUUAAUAGUGCUUUUCGUGUCAAUAAUGAGUGUGCGAACUGAGGCGGACAGCCUGUGCUUUAGGUACGAUAAAAGAAUCAACAAAUUAGUAAAACUAUUAGAUAAUUUUUUAAGUAGGGACUCUAUCCAGUUGCUGGACGGAAUAGUCAUUAAGAAAUACAAAAACCAAAAAUCUAGUGGUAGUGUUAGUAAUAGUAGCGAUUCGAAUAAAAAUAGCGAUGUGAAUAGUGAUCCGAUUCUAAACCAAGAUAAUAAAUUCGUUUUUCAAAUAUCCAAUAUGUCCAACAGUGUAAGUGAGAAUCAGUGCAGUGAUUUCGACGAUUAUAUAUUUCAAAAAUUGGGAGAUUUUUUCACGGAAAAAGUGAUCGACAUUAGGAUUCCUCUGGUGCUCGACCAAAGUUUGUCAACGGAAAACGCCGAAACUGCCCGAGUGUUCAGUAAAAGCCCGUUUUUGACUGGAUUUGGGCUGGGAUUCCUGGCAUUCGGACUGAAGAAACUGCUGUUGCCUCUUUUCAUCGGAGCGCAAAUCAUCAAGUCAAUAUUAAUAGCCAUGUUCUUGCCUAGUAUUCUCGGCAGCGUCGGAAAAUUGGUCGGAAAAGGAGUGUCAACGUUCGCGCAGUCUUCAGGGUCCUCGGGUCUGGGCGGGGGUGGCGGCGGGGACAGCAUCUCGGACUUCGACUUCAAGGACACCGGGGCCGCAAGCUCCAACACCAACACCAACACCUUCGGGGACUCGGAGGGUGCGGGCUCGGAGACCGGCUAUAACGGGGUGUGGACGUUCCCGGACAAGAGCCCGGCUGCCAGCGCCAUCUACCGCAACCCGGCCGCCUCCUACGCCCCCCUCACAACCGGAUAUGGUGCUAGUCAGAACAACUACGUCGCCUCCUUCGGCACGGACUUCAAUCCCCCCAAAUCAUCUACCUCAUCCAAAUACUCCUCAAAAUUCAACUCAGAUUCAAACAAAACGAAGCAGCAGUACGGGAUAAGCGAAAGUUUCUACACGAAAGAAAAGCAGCAGGACUACAAGGUAUUCCAGAAUAUACCGUCUUCCUCGCAGCUGCUGGCCAACUACGAUCCUUUCUACAGCCCGCUCCUGUCAAGGAUCGAUGCCGUCUUCAAAACGUUGGGUUACACCGUUGAGUCUUGUCGAGAGAAACUCGUGUGUUUCAUGUACAAGAACCCGGCAAAAUAUGCUCCUUACAGCAAUCUAAUCUCUGCACAGCUCAGCAGGGAGCUCAAUGAAUUGCGGAAACCCUCGACAGACAACCCAGAGAUCCUCAGGUUCUUCAGGUACAUGAAGGCUGCCAAGGACGGGCAAGAUGGUCAAGAGUGCGAUCUUAUUUACCCAGGUUGCACAGUUCCCCGAGCACCCAACGACAGUCCACCGAUGGUAUCAACGUUCAACGAUAUCAACAAGCUGGUUCAUGCUAGACAUCUCCGAUUCCAGCAAGGAAAAACGUAAAAACCGCCUUCAACCUACCAGAACGCAACACGCCAUACUCAGUGCGACGCCAUUCAAAAGUGCCAAACGCGUUAUUGCAGUUUUGAAUAAGCAAGUGCCCUCUACCUCCACCGAAAUCUGUCUUCAUUCAAUACAAUUAUGAAGCCAUCUUGUUAAAACUUAUGUUAUUAGCUGUAAAAUAAAACUGAACCAAAGAAGAGAUCUAAUAUUUUGAGGAAAAAUGUUUGUUUUCUUAAAACUUCAAAAUGAAACUAGGUUGGGUAAACCAACAGUUGCUGAUUUGACAGAUGAUUUUUAAGAAUCCAUGAUUUUAAAUGUUACAUGUAAUUUUACAGGAACUGCUCGUUGAUUUUGCAAUAAUGUAGAAGGAAGACGAUUGAUUUAUUUCUUUUGAUGUGGAAAGUUAACGAUAUUUUUUUCAAAAUCAACGAGAUGCAGCCACAUAAUUUUCACUUGAAUCAAAAGAAAUGUUGUAAAUAUGAAAAUAGAAAAAUACUUACUAAUUUUUCAAAUGUAAUUGUAUUUUCCAGUUUUAAUGAAACAAACUUUUUUUUAUAUUCAAAUUCAAUGCAGCUCUUCAUUUUCUGCACAGAGAAAUCUAGCAAAAUGCAAGGAAAAAUUUUGAGCAGAAUUUUCUUUUGUGCAUUUAAAUUGAGAGUUACUUCAAUUUUAUGAUCAACAAUUUUUGACCAAGAAAGACGGAGGACUAACAGUUCAAACUUCCAACGACGAAAAAGUUAAAAGUUCUGACCUGAAUAUCGGAGGUGCAAGAUGUUUUAAAAUGGUUUUGUUACCACUCACAUUCAAUUAUGAAUAUUUCCACAUUUCUCGCUCAUUUCUUUUGAUGCAAAAACCUAGUUUGAUCCUCUGCUCUGACAAUAAGGAAAUGCGGAGCAAAAUGACGUAUUUACAUUGCUGAAAUCCAAGCUCUAGUGAUAAAUUUGCCACUGCCUAUGCUGAUGUAUGUUCUCCUUCAUAUACAAUUUCGUAACUAGAAAAUGUAAAAAAAAAACGCAUUUUUAAACUUCCAAAUGAACAUUCUGGUGACAUUGUCUCAAAGUUGAGAUCAUAAAAUAACGUAAAAAGCUUAUCAUAAGGAUCAGUUCUUAUAUUGAAAGAAAAAAGAGGAGUGAAGUUGGCUAGAAUUUCUCUUAAGAGAAAUAAUUUUUGACUUGUUUAACCAUAACGUUGAACUUAAUCCAAAUAUUUUAUUAUAGGAGCGAGAUGGAAUACCUCUGCCCUAACAAAUAGCUGCUUACAAACAUCACAUUUGCAGAACGGUCAUUUUCAGUACCUGCAUAUAAACAAUGAGAAAAUAAUCAUGAUAUAUUAUUUGUUUGCCAAUGAUACUAUGAUUCCAAGACUCUUUGUAUCUCAGGUUUUUGGAGCCAAAUGAUGCAACUGAUACUUAAUAUACGUAUAAAAACACCAAAGGUAAUUAAAAUCUUGACUGCUGACCGCGCAAAUUAGAUAGUCGAACUCGUUGCAACAACCUAAACUGUUUUGCAUUUUUGCAGAUAAAUAUCUGGCUCCAGACAAGGGGGAUUGAUUUACUUUUUAAAGGGAAUAUCCCGUUGAUCCUUGAAAUUUAUAAUAACAUCAACAAAAAUAGUUUAAAACAGAAAGUGGGUGCGAACUAAUGUAUGUUGUUUGACAGACUGUCAUUGUACAUUAGAUAUUUUCGUUUGUUUUUGUGUAAAGCUCUUAUUGACUGUAAAUGACAUUUUAGUCGACUCAAUCAGAAUGGUUUUGUAAUUAUUUCAUGUAAGAUAAGAUGUAAUUAUAUUUUAUGGAAAUGUUUGAAAUAGCUAAAUAAAUAGAUGUCGUUUUAGAAAUGUUGAA
Molecule: messenger RNA, 3875 nt
Organism: Bemisia tabaci
Lineage: Eukaryota; Metazoa; Arthropoda; Insecta; Hemiptera; Aleyrodidae
Gene: Osi24
Product: Protein Osi24
Cellular component (GO): membrane
Source: RefSeq, a predicted model, not a curated record